This is a messenger RNA of Clupea harengus (Atlantic herring), 1168 nucleotides long. It is a transcript of the gene rassf11, whose product is annotated as Ras association domain family member 11. Lineage: Eukaryota; Metazoa; Chordata; Actinopteri; Clupeiformes; Clupeidae. The record is from RefSeq and is a predicted model, not a curated record.
UUUCCCCUUUUAGAUUUAUAAAUGUGAAGGAGAUAGAAAAAAUGUGGCCACAUGUGCUCCUUAAGUGUAAACAUCCUAAGUCUUAUUCAUUAAAUAAACACGCAUUCUCUGCAAAGCUUCUUUAAACUUGUUGCUGUUUUAAUUAAGAAAUAACAAAAUCACAAUCCUUACAUAGUUGGAGACAAGUUAAUUUACUAAGCCUAUCGCUGUGGGCCUUUAUAACAUAGUAAAGCAGGCUUAGUGUCUGUGUGAGGCCACAUGGAUGAGGCUACUUUGUAGACUACGUUCCGCUCCGAUAGUGAUCAUGUCCUCUGAGGAAGAAAUGCGAAAACACCCACACUUAAAAUAAAUAAAGGCGAGAAUGCUCCGAGAGAUGGCAAAGUAACAAAGGCAACUGUCCCAAGUGCAGAGACCGCGCGCGCUGAACAGAAAGUGAUUUCUCAAACCACUUCAAGGAAAAUCAGAAUGGAGCUAAAAGUGUCACUGGACGGAAUUCCGCGUGUAGUCUGCGGGGUCACAGAGCAAACAACAUGCCAGGAGGUUGUCAUCUCUUUAGCUCAAGCUCUGGGACGCACUGGUCGCUACACACUGAAAGAGAAGUUCAAGGAGUACGAGCGCAAUGUGACACCGGAUGAACGUCUGCUGGAGUCGCUGGGGAAAUACGGCGAGCAGGUGCGCGAGGUUCAACUCACUCUCCACCGCAACGGCCCUCUCUCGGUGAAGAAGCUGGUCCUGGAACCGAUGCAGUCCGACUAAGGGGGGACGCUAUCAGAGUGGGGGGGGCCCAGCUGAGGCUAGCCAACGUACCAGGCCACGACCACCAAGGCAGCGAUGGGAAAACCUGAACCGUCAGAGCCUUCCCGCCUCUGUCCCGCCUGAGGUUUCACUCAGAGGCACACCCGAAGAGCCCAAGAGGCCCAAGAGGAAGUCCCUGACACUGAUGGAGGAAGCCUGGGAAUGGGCUGGAAGAGUGUGGGCCGCAGUGGUAAAAAGCAGCUAGGGCUGAGAGAUAAGGUCAAAGGCAGAGAUGGACAACGGCAGUGGCACAGCGACAGAGGAAACCGACUCUCUCAAAGCAUCUCUGAACCGCCAGGCCAGGUCAUCUCCCCUUUGCCUUUGCCACAUGGGAGGAACAGGAGGGAGAGGGGCAGGCCAAUGAGGUGCCAAA